AACAACAACUCCAACUUCACAAGACACAACUCAUACAAGUGUAGAAGGCACAACAAUGCCAACUUCCCCAGACACAACACCUACAACUGUAGAAGGAACAAUAACACCAGCUUCACAAGAUACAACACAGAAAACUGUAGAGGGAACAACAACACAAGCUUCACAAGACACAGCGCAGGCAACUGUAGAAGGAACAACAAGACCAACUUCACAAGACACAACUCAUACAAGUGUAGAAGGCACAACAAUGCCAACUUCACCAGACACAACACCUACAACUGUAGAAGGAACAAUAACACCAGCUUUACAAGAUACAACAGAGACAACUGUAGAAGGAACAACAACACCAACCUUACCAGACACAAGUACAAGUGUAGAAGGUACAACAACACAAGCUUCACUAGACACAUCACAGACAACUGUAGAAGAUACAACAGCACAAGCUUCACAAGAUACAACAAGGACAGCUGUAGGAGGUACAACAGCACAAGCUUCACAAGACACAACACAGACAACUGUAGAAGUUACAACAGCACAAGCUUCACAAGACACAACACAGACGAUUGUAGAAGAAACAACAACACCAACUUCCCAAGACACAACACAUACAACAGUAGAAGGAACAAUAACAACAGUUUUACAAGACACAACACAGACAACUGUAGAAGGAACAACAACACCAACUUCACAAGACACAACUCGUACAAGUAUAGAAGGCAGAACAAUGUCAACUUCACCAGACACAACAGCUACAACUGUAGAAGGAUCAAUAACACCAGCUUCACAAUAUACAAUACAGACAAAUGUAGAGGGAGCAACAACACAAGCUGCACAAGACACAGCGCUGACAACUAUAGAAGGUAAAACAGCACAAGCUUCACAAGACACAAGGCAAACAACUGUAGAAGGAACAACAGCACCAGUUUCACAAGACACAACACGGAUAACUGUAGAAGGAACAACAACACCAACUUCACAAGACACAACUCGUACAAGUAUAGAAGGCACAACAAUGUCAACUUCACCAGACACAACACCUACAACCGUAGAAGAAGCAACAACACCAGCUUCACAAGAUACAACACAGACAACUGUAGAGGGAACAACAACACCAGCUUCACAAGACACAACGCAGACAACCUUUAAAGGAACAACAACACCAGCUUCACAAGACACAACACGUACAACUGUAGAAGGUACAACAGCACGAGCUUCACAAGAUACAAUACAGACAACUGUAGAACUCACAACAGCACAAGCUUCACAAUACACAACAAGGACAACUGUAGAAGGUACAAAAGCCCCAGCUUCACAAGACACAACACAGACGACUGUAGAAGAAACAACAGCACCAGCUUCACAAGACACAACACAGAUGACUGUAGAAGAAACAAUACAAACUUUACAAGACACAACACCUACAACAGUAGAAGGAACAAUAAGAACAGCGUCACAAGACACAACACAGAUAACUUUAGAAGGAACAAAAGCACUAGCUUCAAAAGACACAACACAGACAACUGUAGAAGGAACAACAACACCAACUUCACAAGACACAACUCGUACAAGUAUAGAAGGCACAACAAUGUCAACUUCACCAGACACAACAGCUACAACUGUGGAAGGAUCAAUAACACCAGCUUCACAAUAUACAAUACAGACAACUGUAAAGGGAGCAACAACAAAAGCUGCACAAGACACAUCGCAGACAACUAUAGAAGGUAAAACAGCACAAGCUUCACAAGACACAAGGCAAACAACUGUGGAAGGCACAACAAUGUCAACUUCACCAGACACAACACCUACAACUGUAGAAGGAACAAUAACACCAGCUUCACAAGAUACAACACAGACAACUGUAGAGGGAACAACAACACAAGCUUCACGAGACACAGUGCAGACAACUGCAAAAGUUACUACAGCACCAGCUUUGCAAGACACAACACAAACAUCUGCAGUAGGAACAACAGCACCUGCUUCAUCAAACACAACACAGAUAACUGUAGAAGAAACAACAGCACCAGCUUUGCAAGACAGAACACAAACAAUUUUGGAAGGAAUAACAGCACCAGCUUUAAAAGACACAACACAGCCAACUGUAAAGGGUACAACAGCACGUUUACAAGACACAACACAGACAAUUGUAGAAGUUUCAACAGCACCAGAUACACAAUACACAACAUCAGUAACUGCAGGCAUCACAGCAAUGACAACUAAAGUUGUUUCCAAUUUUACAACAGCUGCUGAAAAUACUGAAGAAUCAACAUCAGGUGGCACUUCAUCUCAAGUUACAGAAGCCACCACUAACAUAAUUACAGAUAAAGUAGAAGCAACAACGGAGGGCACUACAGCAGGAACAACAGCCUUAAGUCCACCAGUAUUGACCUUACAUAACACAACAGCAUUAUCUAUAGAAGGAACAACAACAACAAAAAUAGAAAGUGUAACAAGUCAAAGUGCAAAAGUGUCAACAAAAGAUGCAACAACCUCAUCUACACAAGAUGCAACAUCUAUAUCGACAGUGAUGACAGGAAUGACAACAAACAUAGCUUCAGAUACAAGAACAGCUACAGAAAAUAUAAAAGGAUCAACUCAAGGUGGCGCUACAUCUCCAGUUCCAGAAGCUAGUACCACAAAUAAUAUGAAUGAUAUGAAAACAUCAAGUUAUAAAAAUACUGAAAGUACAGAAGUGUCAACAAGAGAUUCGGCAACCUCAUCUACACAAGAUACAACAUCAGUUACUACAGGUAUUGCAUCAAUGACGACAAAAGUGGCUUUAGCUAUUACAACAGCUACAGAAAACAUAAUAGUAUCAACAAUAGGAGGCACUAUAUAUCCAAUAGAAUCUCCAGUGGCUACAACGGGAACAACUGACAGCCAAGGAACAUCUUCAGGUGAUAGAACUGACAAGACUUCUGAAGGUCCUAAGUCAACAGUUAUAGCAAUAGAUACAACGGUAACACAAAAAGAUGAUAGUUUACCAUUUACAAUUGUGCCUUCAAGUCCAGUUACAUUAGGUCAAUCAGAAUCGGUAAUUACAAGAAAAAUAAACACCGAAUCUAUGGUAACAACAUCAGGGGAAGUUUUUACAAGAGGAGUAACUACUAUGGUCGUGUCAACCCCUGAGGCCCAAGAUAAAGAUACAACACCUACAACAAAAUCACCAACAUCUACAACAAUAGAGGCUUCAUUAUCUCCAUACGUAACAACUACAUUCACAUUCACAGACCUUGGACCAGUAAGCAAAACCUCAAAAACUGAAUUAACAAGAUCUACUACAUCAACAACCAAAGCAAUUACAAAAGAUAUUGACUUAGGACGAGUGGAAGGUGUACAGGGAGAAAUUCUCACCAAACACAUAGUAUCAACAACACCGUUUACAAUGGAGAAAACAGAGGUAACUGCUGCAGAUGGCGAGACAAUAUGGACAGGAAGCAUAAAAGAAGGGGGGACUCAAACCUCUGAAAAUCCUACAACACCAAGUACACAACCAGAGGGUACAACCACAAUACCACAAAAAACAGUAUCUAUUUCUGUAACAGUAGAUGAAUCAGGAGCAAAAACCACUUCAGAAAUGAGUACUAGGAGUUUAGCAACAAGUGUAGAAACAGCAGUAACAUCUGCAAAAAGUCUAUCAACUUCCAUUGAGAGUACAACACAACCUACAACAGGUUCAGGUAUAUCCAGUGUUACAGAUCCGGUAAUAACUGCAACAACAACGGGAACAGAUGCAGAUGGGACAAACACAUCUAUAAAUCCUACAAUAUUCGCUACAACUGGAUCAAGUGCAGAAAGUUUCCCCACCUCCAUUAAAGCUACAUCACUUCCUGUAACAAAUUCUGUAACAGUCACAACUGCAAAUCCAAUAAUACCUACAACUAUAACUGUAACAGAUACAAAAGGCACAGAAACAUUUAUAGGUUCGACAGUAGACGUAACAAUCGGAAAAUCUACAGAAACUCCACCAAAUUCCAUGGAUACCAAACGACCUACAACAGCUUCUACCUCAGUCGUAGCUGCAGAUACAGAAACACCUUCAACAAAAACAGCAGAAACAGAUGUAGAAAGGACAACAUCCAUCAAUCCUACAAUAGUCUCAACAAUUGGACUAACUGCAGAAAGUAAAACGCAACCUAUAAUAGGUUCAGGUAUAUCCACUGUUACAGAUCCAGUAAUAACUGCAACAAGAACGGGAAGAGAAGGGACAAACACAUCCAUAAAUCCUACAACAUUCUCAACUACUGGAUCAAGUGCAGAAAGUUCUCCUAUGUCCAUCGAGGCUACAUCACUUCCUAUAACAGGUUCUGUAACAGUUACUACUGCAAAUACAAUAACAACUACUACUAAACCUGUAACAGAUACAGAAGGCACAGCGACAUCUAUAGGUUCUAUAGUAGACUCAACAACCGGGAAACCUACACAAACUCCACCAAAUUCCAUGGAUACCACACUACCUACAACAGUUUCUGCCAAUUCUACUAUUACCGAUUCUGUCGUAUCUGCAUCAAAAACAUCUAUAGGUUCUACAAUAUUCUCAACAACUGGAACAAGUGCAGAAAGUUCCCCUACUUCCAUUGGAGCUACAUCACUUCCUAUAACAAGUUCUGUUGCAGUCACUACUUCAAAUACAAUAAUACCUUCAACUAUAACCGUAACAGAUACAGAAGGAACAGUAACAUCUAUAGUUUCUACAGUGGACUUAACAAUCAGGAAAUCUACAAAAACUCCACCUACUAUUAUUGAAGCUACAACCCUACCUGCAACAGCGUCUACAUUAGUCAUAGCUGCAGGUUCAGAAAUACCUACAACAAAAACAAUAGGAACAGAAGUAGAAAGGACAACAUCCAUCAAUCUUACAAUAGUCUCAACAAUCGGAUCAACUGCAGGAAGUCCACCAACAUUCAUCGAUCCUACAAUAGUCUCAACAAUUGUGUCAACUGCAGCAAGUCUACCAACAUCCAUUGGGACUACAACAAUUUCUGCAACAGGUUCUGGUAUUCCUACAGUUACAGGUUCCGGAUUAUCUACACCAAAAACAUCUAUAGAUUCUACAAAAUUCUCAACAACUGAAAUAACUGCAAAAAAUACAACUUCUACUGAGGUUACAGCCCUACCUACAACAGGGGCCGCAAGAGUCACCGCUACAGAUUUAGUAAAAUCUACAACAGGUAUAAAAGGUCUUACAACAUCUGCAGUUCCAACAACUGGUACAGCGAUUACAGUUACAGAUUCAUUAAUAACUGUAACAACAAAAGGAACAGAUGUAGAAGGGACAAACACAUCUUUAAAUCCUACAAUAUCCCCAACAACUGUAACAGAAACUUCUCCUACUUCCCUACUGGCUACAUCCCUUCCUAUGACAGGUUCUGCCACAGUCACGACUGCAAAUACAAUAAUAUCUACAGCUAUAACUGGAACAAGUGCAGAAGGCACAGCAACAUCUGUAGGCUCUACAGUAGACUCAACAACUGGGAUAUCUACACAAACUCCAACAAUGUCCAUUGAUGUUACAACACAACCUACAACAGUUACUGUCAUAGUUUCAGCUGUAGAUUCUGAAACACCUAGAAUAAAAACCACAGGAGCAGAUGCGGAAAAGACCACACCGUCCAUUGAACCAACGGUUUCAACAAUUGUAUCUACUGCGGAAAGUUCACCAACUUUCAUUGUUAUCACAACACUUCCUAAAACCGGUUCCUCUAUAGCUACAGGUACAGGUUCAAAAAUACCCACAACAAAAGUAAUGGGGACGGACGAAGAACAGACAACAAGAUCCAUAUCUCCUACAAUAAUCUCAACAACUGGGACAAACGCAGAAAAGCCAUCAAUUUCCAUAGAGACUACUGCAUCGAUAACAACAGGUUCUGCCAAAACAACCAGAACAGAUGUAAAAAAUACAAUGUCUAAAGAUUCUACAAUAUUCUCAACGAUUGUAACAACUGCAAAAAGUCCACCAUCACCCUCUGUGGUUACAAAACAACCUACAACAGGUUCUAAUAUAGCUACAGACUCUGUAAUAACUAUAACAAAAAUACAACAGGAAGAGAUAACAACAUCUGUAAAUCCCACAACAUUCUCAACAACUGAUGUAACCACAACAACAUAUGUACCAACAAUCCCCAAGGAGACAUCAGGGCAUGUUAUAGAAGGAACCCAAUCACAUACUGAACUGAUCACAUCACCGAUCAUAAUGACCUCAACAGGUUUAAAAACUAUGACAACAUCAGAAAAAAAAACAGAAAAAAGUUCACAAUGGACUAAAGCAGUGUCAGAAGCUUCAACAAUAGGAAAGGGUACUACAGGAGGGAUAGCAAAAUCCAUUUUAACAACAGCUGUACCAUCUUCUAUUGAGGCCAAAACAUCAACGGCUGAGCAGAGUACUUCAAAAGAUGUUACCAGAUCACUCUCGGAACCCUCAACACAUACAACAAAUAUUGUAAGUGAACUAACCAGCUCCUUAGAAGGUGCAGGAUCAACAUUAAAAUAUUUCACAAAAGGUUCCUCUACUGUGGCUACCAAUGAAACAACUAUAACAACAACAGAUGGACCAUCUUCAGAAGAUACACUAAGAACGGUGACAGCAGAAGCAGCAACACAACAUACAACUUUUAAAAGCUCAAUAGGUGUAGAUAUAAUCUCAUCCGUGGUUACAACAACACCAGCCUCAACAUCACACUUAGAUGUGACAAGCACAAAAACAGUGGCUCCAGCACUGACCCCUACAAAGUCCAUAAAAGACACCACCAGAGCUGCAAUAGAUCAAACUAUUACCCCUAGAAUUGAUAUUAGUACAAAAACUGCAACUAGUGCUAACACUGUAGGUGAAAGUACUAAAGAAAUUACAACAGAAACCACAACUAUUGUGACAAGCACAAGGUUAGAAUCAACUACAGAAUCAAACAAGCCAUACUCAAACCUUACAGAAGACACAACAACAUCUACUGUAGCAAUGAGCACAAUGACUCCUUCAGUAUCUACACUACCUCUGACUACACAACCAGUAACAAAAGACAUUACUGGAACUACACACAAACAAACUACACAAGUGACAACAAUACAUACAGAAAAAACAGAUACAGUUACAGUAAAUCUAUCUGGAGAAACAACAGAGGGUGUUAUAGAAGUAGCUACAACUAUGGGUAUUUCUAGACCUACAUCAGCACCAACCAUUUCACCUGUAAGUGAUUCUGAAAAUACAACUUUAUUGACCCCAGAAGUAAGUGUUACCACUGGGCAUACAUUAGAGACCCCCAAAGAUUCAACUGUGCAAGUCACUACUUUAACUACAAAGUAUACAACACUAUUAGGCACAAUGGCCAUCACAGACCAUACACCAGUAAUUGGAGACCCGACUGGAACAACUGUACUUACAGCAUCAACUGGACCAUCUGCUGUGACACAAACAAAAGCUGAGGGGGAGGUCAGUACUUUAUCAUCUGCUACUGUAUCUACAACAGUCAAAACACCAGCAGAAUAUUCAAGUGGAAUAACAACUAAAUACAUUGAUAAAACCACUCUAGGUGAUGUAACAACAACCAAAAAAUCUACACUACAAUCUACAAUUAGCAAAACAAAAAGCGAUAAACUUGUACCCACAACGAUUAAAACAACCACCCUGGCAGACAAGAUGUCCCCUGAAGGUAGUACAAUUGUGUCUGAGAAGACAUCAUCUUUGGCAACCAUCAAAGGAACAACAUCAGAAGGUAUGACAACUACUACAGUAAAAGAUACAACUGUACAGUCAGCCACUUUAGAGAGUGAAACAGUAAAAGCAACAACAAUAGAAAGUUAUGUACCUACAAUAGGUAAUGCAACAGUGAGUGCUGGAGCUCUCCAGCCUGGAACAAGUACAGUCAGUGACGAUACAAGUACAUUAAGUAAAGAAAGCAAACACAGUACAGUGACUACUGCUAGUACAGGUAUGGUCACAGCUCCCCCUGGACUGUCUACGACUAUUUCUAAACUUACAUCCACACUCUCUAAAAUUACAUCUUAUAUUAUAGGCACUACAGUGUCUUCAGAUGGUGACACACAUGGUACAAGUGCCAGUCAUGAAACACCAAUAUUAACAAGUGGGAAAGCAACUUCUACCAAUGUAAUACAUGAUGCCACCACUGGGCUUGGGAUUGAGAUACUCAGUAAGUCAACAGGUUACCCUUCAACAACAGUCAUAACAAAAGACAUACCAAAAAGUAUACCCACUACAACUGGACAGGUCAUAGAAGCUGGAAGAACAACAACUGUAGAAGCUACAAUGGGUUAUGAUAAAAGCCAAACAAGUGGAAAAUAUGACACAUCAAUGACUAAAACAGUAACAACUGAGAGUAUAGAGAAAACAGGGUCAGAUGGAACAACAAUAGGUAUUUUGAGACCUAAAGACACAACAGUAAUAAGCAGAGGGCUGACUGGGACAGCGUUGACCAGUCCUGUGUCUAGGAGGACAAUGACAACUCCAAUAUCUCCUGUAGGGUCAACUACAAAGACAGCAGAUGCAUCAACUAAAGAACACACCUCACAAUCGGCCAUUGAAACAUCUAAAGCAGUGUUAACGAAGGCCACACUUGCCCUAACACAACCUACUGAUGGAAGCGCGAUAACAGCAACAGCUACACAAACUGACAAGCACAAAGUCACAAGUUCAGAAGAUUCUUCAGUAACAAGGGAUAUCUCAGAUCAUUCUUCUCCAUCUACGGGGGCUGCUCCACUGUCCGUGGAGACUACCACAUCUACCUAUAAACAAACAACUCUGAUCGAGACUAUACGAGCAUCAAGUAGUAUAGGACAUACAAAGAUGAUGACAUCUCCAGAAACUAAGCCUAAAAAAGAGACAACUAUAAGUGUCACAACGACUAACAGAACUGUAGAACAAUCUGUCCAUGUGACUGUGGGACCUAAAGCUACCACACCUUCCAUGCACAUAACCGGAGGUUCACAAACUUCUCAAGUUACUGAUAGGAGCAGAUAUGUAACUCCAAAUGACAAGGGACCUGGAACUGUCACAAGUAAGAAUGUCACAAUUCCUAGGACAACGUCUUUCAGCAAAGCGAAUGUCACAACCACCACGACUCCAUUUGGCAAAACGUUAAAUGCAACAAAACCUGCAGAGAUGAGUGAAUAUAGUGAUUUACCCACUUCAAGCAUCCUCCUUACCGGCCUGGGAGUCGCCACUGGGACAGUUUUGUCUACGUUUGUAGGUUUUAAGAUGCUCGCCCUAAGGAAAAAAGCUCAGAGAGGGCACGUAUAUGUAGUGAACGAGCCGUGAUCCGCCAAAUAAUAGACUCAUUGGGAAAGUUAAGACUCAAGGUCCUACGUGAACAUGCAGGAGAAAUGAUUAUUGUCUAUGGAAACGAAGUCCAAGGGACAUCUACGAUGGACAGAAGUGACAACUGUGAUGUAACAUGGCAUUCAAAACAUGACUUUUUGAGGAAUGAUGUCCAACCAGAGGACAUUCCAAAGAAAAGAUAAAUUAUUAACAAUGUUGGCCUCAUAAGCAGAUCCUCCAGGUUGGAUGCUUACAGGGGCAAACAUUGAUGAUGUGGGAACUAUAGCUUGGCCUUCAGCAGCAAGAGUGUUCUGGUCAAAAGGAAGCUUCUAAUGAUAUGUGGCAUGUAGUCGCCUGUCCUCUUGUGUCACAAACGCAAGGUUACAUGCAAUGAAGACAACGCAGUGAUGGGGAGGGAGAUCAAGAUUUUGCUGAAAAGUAGUGAGUGCAGGUUCUCCAAGGUCUAUCGAAGAACAGAGCCUGUCAAGAAAUGAAUGUGCUGAUCUUGAGCUACUAACUAGUUCCCUUAUGGAACAACAAGAGGUUAAUAAUUUUUAGACCUUUCUUCUGAUUCCUUAUCAAGACGAAUGUAGAACACUGAAAAGUGCAAAUGUCUUAAAGGGGUUCUCUGUUGUGAAGAAUCUCUACUUGUUAGAAAAGUCUACUUACAAUACGAAGGUCACAAAGUGUCUUCCUGGCUGAAUCCUCAGUGAUCUGUGGAGAAACCUGACAGUAAGUGUUUAAUUUCUCAACAGCGCCGCCACUGGUGAAAUAAAGCAUGAUACAGUGUUCAUUCACAUCAUUGGGCUGCCUGUGCAGUACAGCACAGGUCCCCCAGAAUGAGAGACACUCUUUGUAACUACUCUGAACUCUGGCCAAGUGAUAAGGAUCCUGAGGACCAGAGGAGCCCGUCUAUGAACUCGGAAUUCCCUAAAAUGGUCUAUGAAAGUGUUACCAUGUUACCAUUCAUUCAGUUUUCCAUAAUAAAUAAAAAUUAAAUCCAUAUAAAUAAAUAACUGCAAAAAUAUGCAGCCCUGGAUAUAUUUAGGUUGAUCAAACAAUAAAAAAAAAAAUACAACAAAAAAGGCAAACAAAUGUCUUACGAGAACUUAAUUUUCUUUUUAAAGAUUGUGUAAAAAUUUUUAAGACAUUCAUUCUACUUGUAAAAUUAUUUCCCUAUUUAUUAAAUUCUCCAUUGACACAAAGGUUCAUUUUUAAUGUAUAUAAUAGUUGUUCAAACAUGUAGAAACGGCUGUACAUUUUCUGUUGUUUAUUUUGCUGAACAAAAAGGUUUACAAAUUGAAAAAAAU
Messenger RNA from Hyla sarda, 10572 nucleotides. RefSeq names its product mucin-2-like. The transcript has 6 exons. The record is from RefSeq and is a predicted model, not a curated record. Bases 56 to 9262 code for a protein of 3068 amino acids. NCBI's taxonomy places the organism in Eukaryota, Metazoa, Chordata, Amphibia, Anura, Hylidae.